This is a messenger RNA of Bipolaris oryzae ATCC 44560, 1170 nucleotides long. RefSeq lists its product as uncharacterized. The coding region runs from base 1 to 1170 and encodes 389 amino acids. The transcript is spliced from 4 exons. Gene Ontology annotation, molecular function: hydrolase activity, acting on ester bonds. The record is from RefSeq and is a predicted model, not a curated record. Lineage: Eukaryota; Fungi; Ascomycota; Dothideomycetes; Pleosporales; Pleosporaceae. Gene Ontology annotation, cellular component: cytoplasm.
AUGAAGUGCUCACAAGCAUUGUGGCUCUUCUCUGCGAUAGCUAAUGCGGCUGUAACUCAACAGAGAGCUUUGCUUCGUUACCCUGGCAUUCAGUUCUCUUCGGACAGAAAGCUAUCGAUCACAGUCUUCAGUGAUCUUCACUUUGGUGAACCUUCAUAUGUGCGAAAUCGCCAAUAUGCAGAUCUCAAAACCAUGGGAGUCAUGAGCUCUAUUCUGGACAACGAAAGGCCCGACUUUGUAGUCCUCAAUGGCGACCUUGUUUCUUGUGAAUGGGUCGCCCCUGCCGACGCCAACAAGCUCAUCGAUCAAAUUGUGGCGCCUCUGGUUGACCGCAAUCUACCUUUCGGCGCGACAUUUGGUAACCAUGACGCUUCAAAGACAUGCAGCACACUCUCCAUGUCGGAGCACAUGUGGUGGGACGUCAAAGGCAAGAACGGUCGAAAGCUAUCAUUCACGACGCAGUCUGUAGUUGGCCAGGUCGAUAAGGUGGGCUGGAGCAACUACUUUGUGCCUGUCUAUAGCUCCACGGAUGGCGGCGAUCUCAAGAUGUUGCUCUGGUUCUUCGAUAGCAAGGGUGGUCGUAAGUAUCAGCCGACUGGCGAAGACGUUGGGGUUCCAAGUUGGGUAGACGAAAAGGUUAUCGACUGGUUCCGUAAGACUAACACUGCUUUCCGCCAGCAAUACGGUCGCGCGAUUCCAAGCAUGGCUUUUGUACAUAUCCCAGUAUUCGCGACAAGGGCAUUCCAGGAGAAACACCACACGCGCACUGCCAAUCCUGGCAUCAACGAAGAGCGCGUCGGAUAUCAGGGCGACGUUUGUGACCACCAAGGCAAUAAUUGCAAAUACAGUGGCGCUGAUAUACCUUUUAUGAAGGCGCUUGUCGAGACUGAGGGACUCAUGGCGGUAUUUUCAGGCCACGACCAUGGUGUUGACUGCAAUGGGAAUGGGCUUAACAUAUGCUUCAACCGACACUCUGGUUACGGUGGAUACUCUGAUUGGACACGUGGAGCGCGUCAAAUUGUCGUAGGGGAAGACAUGUUAGGCAAGAACAUUGUCGACACUUGGAUCCGUUUGGAGAAUGGGAAAGUCUCAGGAAGAGUAACUCUCAACAACACUUUUGGAACUGAUCAGUACUCGGCGGCGGACAUGUCAAAGACUUCGGCUCCUUAG